AUGUCUCUGAGGCUGAGACACCACAACAGAGGCAUAGUGCAGCAGGACAAUGCUAACUAUGAAGUGGGUGCAGGCAAUGCAGACUCAAGCUGCUCCUCAGGCCAGUUCACCUCCUCCAGGUCAAGCAAGGGAUACAGCAGUAGGACCGGCAGCAGGGAAGACUCUCAGGGGUCAUCCACUCAGUCAGACUACAAGGAGGAGGCUGACACUACUGCAAAUAGGACCCUUUCCCUCUCACCAAGCAAGAAGCCAGGUCUAAGCACGAAGACAGAGAAAGCACGAACUCAAAACAAAAGAGGGCAGUGGUGCAAAAAGAAGAAAAACACUCUUUCAAGGAACCACAAGGCCUCUCGCUUCCCUCCAAUCAAGCCCCUGCAGGGCUCAAACCAGCGCACCAGUUCUGCCCACAGGCACCGCAUCAAGGAACUCAACAGUCAAGUGUGGGAGCUACUGCAGCAGCUGAGUGGUGUCGCCACAGAGAACAAGUUGCUAAAAUAGCUCCAGGGCCGCCACGCGGUGGUGCUACAGCGCUUCCAGGAUUCACAGAGUGGCCUUCCCCGGGUUCUGGCCAAGCACGGAAACGCGAUGCGGGCUCUGCAGGGGCUCCAGUGUAAAGCCCGCAACCGCCGCAACUGUCUAUCCAGGCGUCUGAGGGGCACAAAGGAGGAGCUGCUGCGCACCAAGGACGCUCUGUACCGGCUGCAGCUGCUCAGCGAGGACUGCAGCCUGGAAGAGAGGGAAGAGCUGAGCCACAGGCUGGCCCUGAUCACUGUGGACCCUACACAGGAAGAACAAGAGGAUACAGGGAAGUGA
Messenger RNA from Oncorhynchus tshawytscha (Chinook salmon), 813 nucleotides. RefSeq names its product lebercilin-like protein. The record is from RefSeq and is a predicted model, not a curated record. Lineage: Eukaryota; Metazoa; Chordata; Actinopteri; Salmoniformes; Salmonidae. Gene Ontology annotation, biological process: intraciliary transport. The transcript has 4 exons. Gene Ontology annotation, cellular component: axoneme.